GUAACAGAGGAACCGCAGCUGGGAGCUCAGGAGACGCGCUCGGGAAGGCACUAGCUUCAAUUUAUUCCCCCGAUCACUCUAGCAAUAACUUCUCAUCAAACCCCUCUACACCGGUCGGCUCCCCUCAGGGGCUUGCAGGCACAUCCCAGUGGUCGCGAGCGAGCGGACAGGGUGCCUUAUCUCCCAGCUACGAAGGGAGCCUCCACACUUUACAAAACAAAAUGGAAGACAGGUUGGACGAAGCCAUCCACGUGCUGAGGAAUCACGCCGUGGGCCAGACAGCCGCCAUGCCGAGCAACCACGGGGACAUGCACGGUCUCCUGGGCUCGGCGCCGGCCCACAGUGCCACUGUGGGCAGCCUGGGCCAGGCCUUCCCCGCCUCGGUCAUGUCCCUGGGGAACAGGCACCCGAGUCUGGUGGGAGGAGGUCACCCCGAAGACGGGUUGUCCAGCAACCCCAGCAUGCUCCACAACCAUGUCACACUUCCGUCACAGCCCAGCUCACUCCCUGACCUCAACAGGCAGCAAGACACGUACAGCG
Pelecanus crispus (Dalmatian pelican) is the source of this 540-nucleotide messenger RNA. The record is from RefSeq and is a predicted model, not a curated record. Lineage: Eukaryota; Metazoa; Chordata; Aves; Pelecaniformes; Pelecanidae.